Pelobates fuscus (common spadefoot toad) is the source of this 4497-nucleotide messenger RNA. It is a transcript of the gene MIB2, whose product is annotated as MIB E3 ubiquitin protein ligase 2. The record is from RefSeq and is a predicted model, not a curated record. The transcript is spliced from 19 exons. Lineage: Eukaryota; Metazoa; Chordata; Amphibia; Anura; Pelobatidae. Gene Ontology annotation, cellular component: cytoplasm. The coding region runs from base 208 to 3066 and encodes 952 amino acids. Gene Ontology annotation, molecular function: protein binding; zinc ion binding; ubiquitin-protein transferase activity. Gene Ontology annotation, biological process: protein ubiquitination.
GGCUUUGCGGUGCCCACUGUCACAGCCAACUGGAAGGGGAAAUGCGGCUGAGUCCCCAGGCAGAAUAAACGCAGAAUAGAUCCAGAGGGAGGGCAGGUGGCUUCUAACAUUUUGUUGAACUUGAAAAUAUUGGACGUCCCAAUAAGGUCUCUACCAAGUGACGGGAGAUCUUCUCAAUGCCCACUAAUGUCACAUCAGUAGAUUGAGAUGGACUGGGACCCCUCUGCUGCGAUGCAGGUUGGAAUGCGUGUAGUGAGGGGCAUAGAUUGGAAAUGGGUCAACCAGGAUAACGGAGAAGGAAGUUUAGGAACGGUGGUGGAAAUCGGCCGACAGGGAAGCCCGACGACACCGGAUAAGACAGUGGUUGUGCAGUGGGAUCAUGGCACCAGGACUAACUAUCGAACAGGCUUCCAGGGAUCGUAUGACCUGCUGUUGUAUGAUAAUGCUCAAAUAGGCGUCCGCCAUCCUAAUAUCAUCUGUGACUGUUGCAAGAAGCAUGGAAUUCGCGGAAUGCGUUGGAAGUGCAAAGUUUGCUUUGACUAUGACCUGUGCACCCAAUGCUACAUGAACAACAAACACGACUUGUCCCAUGCCUUUGAAAGAUAUGAAACUGCCCACUCUCAGCCUGUCUUAUUGAACCCACGCCAAGGCCUGCCUCGUGUUGUACUGAAAGGUAUCUUACAAGGAGCCAAGGUUGUACGUGGCCCAGACUGGGAAUGGGGUAAUCAGGAUGGUGGGGAAGCAAAAGUUGGCCGAGUUGUUGAUAUUCGUGGAUGGGACGUAGAGACUGGCCGAAGCGUGGCUAGUGUAACAUGGGCAGAUGGAACCACUAAUGUAUACAGAGUUGGGCACAAAGGCAAGGUGGAUCUGAGAUGUAUCACUGACGCUUCUGCGGGCCAUUAUUACAAAGACCACUUGCCCAAGCUUGGUAAACCAGCUGAGAUUCAACGAAAGGAAAACUCAGACAGACAUCCAUUUCAACAUGGGGACAAAGUAAAAUGUCUACUGGACAUUGAAAUUUUGCGGGAAAUGCAAGAGGGGCAUGGAGGGUGGAAUCCCAAAAUGGCAGAGUUUAUAGGUCAAACAGGAACAGUUCACAGAAUCACAGAACGGGGUGAUGUCCGUGUACAAUACAAUAGCGAAACGCGUUGGACUUUUCAUCCAGGGGCGUUAACAAAGCACAACAGCAUUUGGGUUGGUGAUGCUGUGCGUGUGAUGGAUUGCAUGGAUUCAGUUAAGAAGCUCCAAGUUGGUCAUGGGGAGUGGACAGAUGAUAUGGCCCCUGCACUAGGACAAAUCGGCAAGGUGAUCAAAGUGUUUGGGGAUGGAGAUAUGAGGGUAUCGGUCGGCGGUCAGUCUUGGACUUUCAAUCCAGCCUGUCUUGCGGCAUACCAGCGAGAAGGAGACGCUAACUUCAUGACUACUGAAAACAACAAGGAGCCAAAAAGCACGCUGGUUUCCAUUUUUGAGAAACUGCUUGCUCAGAAGACUGAUUGUGAAAGCCCCAGUUCAUUGGUUAUUGAAGCGGCGCACGGCAAUGCAGCCAAAGUGAAGGAGAUGCUACAGAAACAUCCGGACAAGGUGGAUAUACGAAAUCAGGGCAAGACAGCUCUACAGGUGGCAUCCCACUUGGGAUAUAUAGAGGUGGUGAAGAUCUUGCUUCAAGCCAAUGCUAAUAUUGACCUUAAGGAUGAUGAAGGGGACACUGCUCUGCAUUAUGCCGCUUAUGGAAACCAGGCGGCCGUAAUAAGAGUGCUACUGGCAAAAGGAGCCGAUACAGAACUUCUGAACAAUGCCAAGUUCACCGCGCUGUACAUUGCGGUUAACAAGGGAUUCGCCGAAGUAGUUCAAGUUCUCUGUAUUCCAAACUCUACAAUCAAUAUCCAGGACUCACAUGGGGACACGCCGUUACACUGCGCCGUCACAGCAGAUUUCAGAAGCAUCAUUGAAAUCCUCACGGAAGUCCCCAAUAUAGAUUUCACUGUACAGAAUAGUCAAGGAUUCAAUCUUCUACACCACUCUACUCUAAAGGGGAACAUAGUGGCUGUACGUAAGAUUCUGGAGAGAGCCCGGCAACUUGUGGAUUCCAAGAAGGAAGAUGGAUUCACUGCCCUCCACCUUGCAACUCUCAACAACCACCAGGAAGUGGCAGGAGUUUUAAUUAAAGAGGGUCGCUGUGAUGUCAAUCUCAGGAAUAACAGGAACCAGUCUCCUCUUCACUUGGCAGUGACCCAGGGCCAUGUCAACUUAGUGCAUCUGCUGCUGUCAGAAGGAGCCGAUGUGAAUGCCGAAGAUGAGGAUGGCGACACCCCAAUGCACAUUGUCUUUAUGCGUCAGCAUCUUGAGCUUCUGGAAGCCAACCAGGAUGAAGAUGGCUCAUCUCCACUCAGCAAGUUGCAGGCAUCCGGGCUGCUUGGAAACAUAGAAAUGAAUAUAAGUACUGUAAUGGCUUGCUUUCUGGCACAAUCAGGAGCCGAUAUUAACUACGCUAAUCACCGAGGAAAGUCCCCGAUGGACCUGAUCAAAGAUGCAAGGAUAGCGCAUCUGAUUAAAAGCUUCUCCCAGAAAUACAGAGAGCAACAGGUGGAAUCUGACUCCACCACCAUCACCAGUAGUCUACGCCGGGUACACACUACUCCCAACACAAUGACUAACCUCAGCCUAUCCAGCCCUGCCAGUCCAGCAGAGUGCCUAGUAUGCUCAGAAUUGGCAGUCCUCAUUAGCUUCUUUCCUUGCCAACACAGCAUAGUAUGUGAAGAAUGCUCCAAACGAAUGAAGAAAUGCAUUAAGUGUCAAGUAUCAAUAACCAAAAAACUUAGGCAAGAUAGCACAGAAGUUGAUGGUGUUCCUAGUUUAGAAGCAUCUGAUCAGCGCAAGAUCAUGGAAGAUCUUCAAAACCGCUAUCGCCAAAUGGAAGAACGGAUGACUUGUCCAAUCUGUAUUGACAGCCACAUCAAGCUGGUGUUUCAGUGUGGACAUGGGUCGUGCACAGAUUGCAGCACAUCCCUGACUACCUGCCCCAUUUGCAGACAGCUCAUCAAGGAAAGAAUACAGAUAUUUGUCUGAGGAGCAACACAAAGGCCACUGGUGUCCUACCUACAUCAUCUUAGAUCCUAAGACAGAAUACAACAUGCCAAUCUUGGCCAUACAUCCUCUCAAACGAAUUUUGCUCAGAGAGGAAGCCCUGACUUUUGUUCUGAGAAAGUGUGGCUCUGUGUGUUACAGUAAAAACAAAUGACUACAUCUAAUUAUCAUCGCUGGAAGGGCUAAUUCAUAGUUCAGUCUUCCUGAGGACAUCCAUUCACCAGAGGGACAGAUAAUGUCAUUAAGACCAUCCCAUCAUUUAUAACACUAGUGUUAUCACUGGCCAAUCCAAGUAGCAGACAUUUGUAUGUGAAUUUGCACAUAUUUGUUUUUAUUUACGUCUUGUUUUUCACAGCCUUCAAACAGAAUAUGCUGCAUUUACAAAUUAUAUUUAAUUUAUGUAAAUCAGUUUAUCUAUAAUAAACCAUCAUAUAUGGUCAAUCAUCCACUCUCGGCAUUGGACAUGAAGGCAUUUGUGAGCUUCCACCGCUGACCAUAUUCAAAUGCAAAACAAAAUAAAUUUUAUUGGCUUUCAUUUAUGUAGAAAACUUUAUAUCCCUACUUUUAUCAAAGACAUCAUUACACAACAAAGCAUCAGAUAGAAACUAUAUGUCACAGUCAUUCUUCAUAGUAUAUCAAUAGUAUAUACAUUUUGUAUAACACCCACUAUUGGCUCUUUGUGGUGUGAAAAGAUUCACUGGUGAAACUUCUGAAAUCCAUUUACUGUGUCUGGAUGUCUGGAGCAAGCCAAAUAUAACGUGCCUGUUCUAGAUAAUGGGGAUCCAAUAUAGAGUCACAAUGUAGGAGUUAGCAACCACUCAUGUGCAGCCAAGAGAUCCAUCCGCAUAUUUAGUGUAGAUACGUUGAUGACAUAUAGUAUGCUUGUUGCUACAUGUGCACUGCAUUGGGAGACAUUCUAUAUGGAUGGCAGGUUAAAGGACUAUCUCCUAUUUUCCUAUGGAAACUUAUUUUCACAAUCACAAACUGUUUCGUGAUUAGGAAUAGCACUGAAACAAUGGAGAGAUUUUUCUCUGGAGAUGAAGCUCUUUAACUUUAAAAACUGUAUAUUGAAUAUCUCACAAUAUAUAGGGAAUGUAUGCACACGUUGAAAACGAUUUGGUUAAUGUAGUUGCCACAUCUCGGAUUGUUAACCGUCAAAGUGGAUAAUCAGUUUCGGCUUUGCUCAUUUUACUCAAAAUAAUUUGUGAAAUGUGUAAAAAUGCUUCUUAAUGUUCCAUUCAAUUAUUACUGGGCCAUUCCAGUGUUAUUGGACUAUUGCAACAUUUCAUUGUACCUUUCAGCACUCAGGAACAAAUGGAUACAUUUACUAGUUAACAUUGUCUCUGUAGCAAUAUUUAAACUUCUCGAGAAGACAAACAUGACAGUAAAAUUCAAUUUGUGUUUCACAAGUCA